This is a messenger RNA of Naegleria gruberi, 696 nucleotides long. RefSeq lists its product as uncharacterized. Lineage: Eukaryota; Heterolobosea; Eutetramitea; Acrasida; Naegleriidae. The transcript is spliced from 2 exons. Bases 1 to 696 code for a protein of 231 amino acids. The record is from RefSeq and is a predicted model, not a curated record.
AUGAUCAGCUCAUCAAAUAAUACAUCAACAGCCAACACAACAAGAGGGCAGAUAAGAUGUGGAAAAUUGAAUCACACUCCGGAUCUAGAAGGAUACAUUGUUGUGAAUUGUUGUUCCACUGCUAAAGAUCAAUUAUAUAAACAAUUGUCUCCCAUGUUAUUGGGCCCAUAUGAAUACGAAAUGGAUGCUACUGAUUAUCCUCUCGAUGAGAAAAACAAACCUUCUAAAAAAGUUGUAAUUCAUAAUUUGGAAAACUUUUGGCAAUUUUCUAAAGUUUGGGAAGGAGAGGAAGAAAGUUUUUACAAUGAAAAGACCAAAACUAAUGAAUUGAGACCAAAUAGAUUGUUUUUCGAGAGAAGAGCUGAAGGUUGGAAUGAUAAGAAGGCACACAGAUGGGUCAAGAAGGGAGAAAAGACAUUGUAUGCCUGGUGGCAUGGAGAAAAGCUCGAUUACAUGGCUGGUAGAAGAAGAAUCUACUGUCCACUCUAUGCUGAGAAGGUAGUUCACAUUGAAGGAUUUAAAAAGGUUCAAAAUCUCCUCAAUAAGGGACACAAUAUUUUAAUUCUUGGUUAUGAUGGUUACGAUUAUCAUGCUGAGAAUAUGACACUUCAAGAUUGUUUCAAUGAUGUUUCAAGACCAUUCGGUCACGAAUUGGUAUUGUGUGGCUUGUUAACUAAUGAUCAUGUUUGGGAGUAA